AUGUCAGAAGAUUCUGCUAAAAAGUCACUUGAACAGGUGACUGGUUGGGAACUGAAAAAUGAAGGUGACAUAUUGAAAUUACACAGAGCAUGGAAGGUGAAGAAUUUUGUAAAAGGGCUUGAGUUCUUUCAGCUUGUUGCUGCUCUUGCUGAGGAAGAAGGUCACCACCCAGAUCUUCAUCUCGUCAGUUGGAACAAUGUGAAAAUCGAUGUCUGGACUCAUUCAGUCAGUAAGUGUUUCAUAUGGUUAUUUUGGCUAAUUUAUUUUGACUUCACAUUUACUCUAGGAUUUCACGGACUGUCUUUUAGUCAAAUCUCUCUUUAA
Messenger RNA from Triticum turgidum subsp. durum (durum wheat), 324 nucleotides. Lineage: Eukaryota; Viridiplantae; Streptophyta; Magnoliopsida; Poales; Poaceae. The record is from the annotation of a GenBank genome assembly.